Messenger RNA from Budorcas taxicolor (takin), 1014 nucleotides. Its product is annotated as olfactory receptor 52B6. The transcript has a single exon. Gene Ontology annotation, molecular function: G protein-coupled receptor activity; olfactory receptor activity. Gene Ontology annotation, cellular component: membrane. Lineage: Eukaryota; Metazoa; Chordata; Mammalia; Artiodactyla; Bovidae. Bases 4 to 1014 code for a protein of 336 amino acids. The record is from RefSeq and is a predicted model, not a curated record. Gene Ontology annotation, biological process: G protein-coupled receptor signaling pathway.
CCUAUGGCACAGGUGAGAUCUCUGCAGAAAAUUAUGGCCUUUUUGUCUGCUAACAACAUAGCUGCUGUGAACAACUCUGAUACUCGCCUGGCGGGCUGCUUCCUUCUUGGUAUCCCUGGGCUGGAGGACCUACACAUCUGGCUCUCCAUCCCCUUCUGCACCAUGUAUGUAGCUGCCCUGGCAGGCAACGGCAUUUUAAUUUGUGUCAUCCUCUCCCAGCCAAGCCUGCAUGAGCCCAUGUACAUAUUCCUGUCCAUGUUGGCCAGUACUGAUGUCUUACUCUCCACAUCCACCAUGCCCAAAGCCCUGGCCAACUUCUGGCUAAGUUCUACCCACAUUUCCUUUGAUGGCUGCCUAACUCAGAUGUUCUUCAUCCACUUCCUUUUUGUGGCUGAGUCUGCAGUCCUCCUGGCCAUGGCCUUUGACCGCUAUGUGGCCAUCUGCUCCCCUUUGAGAUAUGCCACAAUCCUCACCAGCACAACCGUGGGGAAGAUCGUGGCUGCCACGCUAGCCCGCAGCUUCAUCAUCAUGUUUCCAUCCAUCUUUCUUCUCAAGCGCCUGCACUACUGCCGGGUCAAUAUCAUCGCACACACAUUUUGUGAGCACAUGGGCAUUGCCCGUCUGUCCUGUUCUGAUAUCUCCAUCAAUGUCUGGUAUGGGUUGGCAGCUGCUCUGCUCUCCACUGGCCUGGACGUCAUCCUUAUUGCUGUUUCCUACAUUCACAUCCUCCGAGCUGUCUUCCACCUCUCCUCUCAAAAUGCCCGGUCCAAAGCCCUGAGCACUUGUGGCUCCCACAUCUGCGUCAUCCUACUCUUCUACAUCCCUGCCCUCUUUUCUGUCUUUGCUUAUAGGUUUGGGGGGAGACACAUCCCACGCUAUGUCCAUAUCCUCCUGGCCAAUCUCUAUGUGGUCAUCCCACCUAUGCUCAAUCCCAUUAUUUAUGGAGUGAGGACCAAGCAGAUUAUGGAAGGGGCUAAACAGCUGUUUUCAAUUUUUGUCAAAGAAUCUAAAUAA